CUCACGGUAACUAUUCAGUAUUUUAAAUUUUGAUUUUUUUAUUUGCUUUAUCAGCUUGCCUUAACUGUCACCAUCUUCAGACUAUUUUUCUGUUUUGCUAACAACAGAGGGCACCAUUAGGGUACUUGUACAGCCAAGAAGUAAUCCUGUCCCAGUCCUGGGUAGCUUUCUUGAACUACACUUUCCUCCUUCUAAGUGGUGUCAUAGAAAUUUGGAAACUAUACUAAAUUAAAGCAGCCCAAUCCCAACUAUAGGGCAAUACUGGCUUCAAGUUGUUUAUUUGAAGAAAAGAGUAAGUACUGUCAUAUUUUGAUCCUGUGUAGUUUUCAGACUUUUUCUUUCUCCUUUUUCCUAUUCUUUGCUCAAAUGAAAUCCUAUCCCGGAUCUUACUGUAUUAAUUAAAUACACUCCUUUCCUGAAGGAAGAAGAUAGAAACUGAAAGCCACAAACUGGAGCCCCACCUUUUUAUUCCUCCCCCUCCCUUCCCCCAAAAAAGCACAGCUUGAAAGUCAUUAUUACUCAUCUAAUUAAACAUGCUUUUUAAAAAUGAUUAUUUUGUGAUAUCUCAUUUAGGAAUUUAGUAUAAAAAUAGAAACAUUUUAGUUUUACAGUGAUUUUUGUGUACAAAGGAAAAUGCUCUGGAAUAAAUUCCUUGUUGUAGCAAUGAAAGAGUUAAUACACUAAGCAGAGACUGAGAUAUUGCAACGGGAUAGUGCUUUCAGUUUCUGUCACUUGUGGUUUAAGAAAAGAGGGGGUGUUCUGCAUUUGAAAGGACUUUAAUGAAUGCUGUCAGUGUUUGUGAGAGCUAAUGGUCAGUAUGGGAAAGGAGAAAGGGGGAAAGUGCUCUAGCUGCUUCAGGAUAGGUGGAUGAGAGUUUGCUCUGAUUGAAUGGAAUGUUCCACCGUGUUUCAUCGUUAUUCAUUCUCCUUUGUUCUUUAUAUUCCGCUAUAGUCGUAUAAAAGUUAAUGUAGAUAUAUAUGUGAAUGUGAUUUAUUUCCUUUCAAUCUGUUUAUUGUGCACAGCAGGGCAUAGACUUCUCUUGUCUUGGUUGGAUGCACAAAUCUGUGUGCAGUGCUUUUUGCCCGUUGCCUAGACGAUCACUUGGUUUCUCUGAGGAUGUCUGGUUCUCGUAAAGAGUUUGAUGUGAAGCAGAUUUUGAAAAUCAGAUGGAGGUGGUUUAGCCAUCAAGCAUCAUCUAAUUCUACAGUUGACAGCCAGCAGGGAGAAUUUUGGAAUCGAGGACAGACUGGAGCAAACGGUGGGAGAAAGUUUUUAGAUCCAUGUAGCCUACAAUUGCCUUUGGCUUCAAUUGGUUACCGAAGGUCCAGCCAACUGGAUUUUCAGAAUUCACCUUCUUGGCCAAUGGCAUCUACCUCUGAAGUCCCUGCAUUUGAGUUUACAGCAGAAGAUUGUGGCGGUGCACACUGGCUGGAUAGACCAGAAGUGGAUGAUGGCACUAGUGAAGAAGAAAAUGAAUCUGAUUCCAGUUCAUGCAGGACUUCCAAUAGUAGUCAGACAUUAUCAUCCUGCCAUACUAUGGAGCCAUGUUCAUCAGAUGAAUUUUUCCAAGCCCUUAAUCAUGCGGAGCAAACAUUUAAAAAGAUGGAAAACUAUUUGAGACAUAAACAGUUAUGUGAUGUAAUUCUAGUUGCUGGUGAUCGCAGAAUUCCAGCUCACAGAUUGGUGCUCUCCUCUGUCUCUGAUUAUUUUGCUGCCAUGUUUACUAAUGAUGUCAGGGAAGCAAGACAAGAGGAAAUAAAAAUGGAAGGUGUUGAACCUAAUUCACUAUGGUCCUUGAUUCAGUAUGCGUAUACAGGCCGCCUUGAAUUAAAAGAAGAUAAUAUUGAGUGCCUGCUAUCUACAGCUUGCCUUCUUCAGCUUUCACAGGUUGUAGAAGCUUGCUGUAAGUUUUUAAUGAAACAGCUUCACCCGUCCAACUGUCUUGGAAUCCGUUCUUUUGCUGAUGCCCAAGGUUGUACAGAUUUGCAUAAAGUGGCUCACAAUUAUACUAUGGAACAUUUCAUGGAAGUAAUUCGAAACCAGGAAUUUGUACUAUUACCAGCCAGCGAAAUUGCGAAGCUCUUGGCCAGCGAUGACAUGAACAUUCCUAAUGAAGAGACGAUACUGAAUGCACUUCUAACUUGGGUCCGUCAUGAUUUGGAACAGAGACGGAAAGAUCUCAGUAAACUUUUGGCUUAUAUUAGGCUACCUCUUCUUGCACCACAGUUCCUGGCAGAUAUGGAAAAUAAUGCACUUUUCCGGGAUGAUAUAGAAUGUCAGAAACUUAUUAUGGAAGCGAUGAAGUACCACUUAUUACCAGAGAGACGACCCAUGUUACAAAGCCCUCGGACAAAACCUAGAAAGUCAACGGUUGGAACACUAUUUGCAGUUGGAGGAAUGGAUUCAACAAAAGGAGCAACAAGCAUUGAAAAGUAUGAUCUUCGUACAAAUAUGUGGACUCCUGUAGCAAAUAUGAAUGGGAGGAGGCUGCAGUUUGGUGUUGCAGUGUUAGAUGACAAACUGUAUGUGGUUGGAGGAAGAGAUGGACUGAAGACUUUGAACACUGUAGAAUGCUACAACCCCAAAACAAAAACCUGGAGUGUGAUGCCUCCUAUGUCCACCCACAGGCAUGGCCUUGGUGUGGCUGUAUUGGAAGGUCCCAUGUAUGCAGUAGGAGGACAUGAUGGCUGGAGCUAUCUGAAUACAGUGGAAAGAUGGGACCCUCAGGCUCGCCAGUGGAAUUUUGUUGCCACUAUGUCCACCCCCAGAAGCACAGUAGGUGUGGCUGUACUAAGUGGAAAACUUUAUGCAGUUGGUGGUCGUGAUGGAAGUUCUUGCCUCAAAUCAGUAGAAUGUUUUGAUCCUCAUACUAAUAAAUGGACACUCUGUGCGCAAAUGUCCAAAAGGAGAGGGGGAGUCGGAGUAACUACCUGGAAUGGAUUGCUGUAUGCUAUUGGAGGACACGAUGCUCCUGCAUCCAACUUGACAUCCAGACUCUCAGACUGUGUGGAAAGAUAUGAUCCCAAAACAGAUAUGUGGACUGCAGUGGCAUCUAUGAGCAUCAGCAGAGAUGCAGUAGGGGUCUGUUUACUUGGUGAUAAAUUAUAUGCUGUUGGAGGGUAUGAUGGACAGACUUACCUUAAUACAGUGGAGGCUUAUGAUCCCCAGACAAAUGAGUGGACCCAGGUUGCUCCACUGUGUCUAGGAAGAGCUGGGGCUUGCGUCGUAACUGUCAAAUUAUAAUGUAGUGCUUUGUUUUCUAAGUGAAGAAGAUAUCCUCUUCCUUAUGAAUUUAGGAAAAUUAUCCUACCACCACUGGACACAUUUUUUAGCAAAUUCACAAUGCCACAUACCUGGGUACAAAGUGCCCAAUCUCAACGUGAAGAUGAUAAAACAAGGGAGGAAGGAGUGGAUGAACCAGGAUUAAAUCCUGCAUUUCUUAGUAAGUCAUUUCUUAGCAAAUCAUAACUACAGCUGGCGGGUGGUGAACAUACGUUCCUGGUUUAACAUAUGCAGACAAAUGCACUCCUCCUAAAUACAACACAACUGGGAAUUUCAUUUAUUAAUAACCACACUUUACUCCAUUAUCCAGAUUUCCUUUAUUAUAGUGCACAUACACCAGAUAAAACUUUUAACAUUUGCUUUGUAACUUUAUUCUACAUUAGUUGCACUAAUUUGUAUUUGUUUAACCACAACCACUAUUUUAAUGACAUACUAAAGACGAUGCUAAUACUUAGUUUUUUUCAGAAAUAGCUGUAUUAUAUAAGCUUUGAUUAUGUAUUUUAUUUCUAAAUCGGUUUAGUCUAAUGAGUGAAGAAAAACGUUAGAGCAUUAAAACAAUAAUGAGCAGAUGAAAACAAAAUGAUCUUUGGGUUCUUUUAAAAUAUUCAACCUAUUAUAUUUAGAUUCACUAAGAACCACGUGUUAUGAUAUUCUCAAAUUGGAAUAAUUGACACAUGGUGUUUUGUAUUAAAUUUAAGAUAUGCAAAUUUAUGUAGAGAAAAUAAAUGUUAUAUUCACUACAAUGUUCUUUCACCUGAGUAGUAUUUAAUUCUAUGGAUUUGUUUUCUUUUAUGUUAUAAAAGAUGUUUUGAUUUUGUCUUUUGAUAUGGACAGGUACUGUUUGGAUAUUAUGUUCUCAAGUCUGUAGUUACCAUCCUUGCUUUUGUUUCUCACAUUUUGCCACAGGUGGUAACCCUUUGUGCUUCUUUGUAAUCAAACCGUUUGAGGGGAAUGAGCUUAUCGGAUGUUGAAAAAUAAGUUUGAACUCUUUAUUA
This is a messenger RNA of Acinonyx jubatus (cheetah), 4277 nucleotides long. It is a transcript of the gene KLHL5, whose product is annotated as kelch like family member 5. Gene Ontology annotation, molecular function: protein binding. The coding region runs from base 1117 to 3243 and encodes 708 amino acids. NCBI's taxonomy places the organism in Eukaryota, Metazoa, Chordata, Mammalia, Carnivora, Felidae. The transcript is spliced from 11 exons. The record is from RefSeq and is a predicted model, not a curated record.